Molecule: messenger RNA, 1331 nt
Organism: Podarcis raffonei (Aeolian wall lizard)
Lineage: Eukaryota; Metazoa; Chordata; Lepidosauria; Squamata; Lacertidae
Gene: NDUFV3
Product: NADH:ubiquinone oxidoreductase subunit V3
Exons: 4
Coding region: 77-1252 (391 amino acids)
Biological process (GO): mitochondrial ATP synthesis coupled electron transport
Cellular component (GO): mitochondrion
Source: RefSeq, a predicted model, not a curated record
AGCCCCCUGACAGAGGAGAGACCUUUUCCUCCUGGGCGGAGGUUGCAGCAGGGACGAGGUUGGGUGGGACGCCGAAAUGGCGACGGCUCUGCUAAUCUCCUGCGGCCGUACUGCCGUGCUCAAGACUUUUAAGUUGCAAGCAUGGGGGCUUCGAAGUGUACCUCCUGCUGUUUCUUUCUGCACCAAACCAGGGGAUGGUAAGAAAGUCUCCAAAAAAAAUAAAGGUGAGAUAAUUAACACUAAACCUGAUGCUGCUGUAAAAUUAAAAGAUGAAGAUCUGAGGAAAUACUUGGCUAAGAAAACUGUGGUAAAAUUUCCUCAGAGAGCAAAGCUUCCUUCUCUUGAGGGACAGUCUGUUGUUUCCUCAACAGCAGGCUUGGGGAAGAAGAAGGGAGAUGAAGAGACAUCCUCUUCCUCAAGCUCUGAGUCAGAUUCUAGCUCUGAUUCUGAUGAGGAAGAUUCUGCCUUUAAAGAUACCAUAAAAACCAAAGUAUCAUUUCCAAGUCGAGAUCCCCCCUCUUCUGGUGAUAGAACAAAGAAAGCAAAGAUAAGAAGCGAAAAACACGUUCCCCAAGAGCAGGUCAAAGGCAAAGCAGCUGAGAAGCUCCCUUAUAGUCCUGGAUUCACAGAAUUCCCCGUGAAACAAAAGGAGGUGCAUCAGACAACAGCUGGUGACAAAUUGUUAUGGUCAGAUUUGUCAAAGUCUGCCACAAACGGAAGACACGAAGAAGCUCUUUUAAAGAGCACCGACUUUGGAACAAAAGUUGCAGAGAGUCAGAGGCCAACAGACGUAGCUAAGCCACUGGAGGCGUCUCCCCCUCAAGCAUCUCCCCUUGGAGCAACUGCAAGUACAUUGUCUAGAACUCAGUCAGUGCCUCAACAAAAUGCAGCUCAAAAUCUGACUUUGCCAAGACAGGGGGGAAGUGUGGCAAUGGAGGCACAAAAGACUGACAUGGAAGGAAGAACUGCUGCUGUGCCACAAGGAGAGGUUUUGGAUGGCAGAGUGCCAGCGGCAGAAACCACAGUGAAGGAGGAGAUUGCCCUGGAAGCAGGAGUUCAGACUGAACAACAAAGCGCUAUACAGGAGGUCGAGCCGCCAGUUGAAACUGCUCCAGAAACAUUUGACAUGUCUACCUACAAGAAUCUGCAGCACCAUGAUUAUACAUCAUACACCUUUGUGGAUUAUGACGUUCAGCUUGCAAAAUUCAGGCUGCCUCAGCCAUCCUCUGGGAGAGUAUCUCCACGACAUUGAAGCAAAUGUGGAAAUGCACAAACAAAUUAAUUCUGACAAUGAAGGAAUAUCCAUGCUACAAUUAAAGUGCUGCAAAUGA